AUGUUUUCUUUUGAUGUCUUACACAAUAUGUUCGAUACAAUUCGACGAAAAUUUAGCCGAAAUAGUCAAAGAAAACAAAGAUCUGUUGGUGCAGCAAGUGUAAUUAGUGAUGGAACAGAUUCAUUAAGUGAAGAUUUUAAAAGUAUACAAAACUCAAUCUCUUCAAUACAUAAAACAUCCUCUAUUAUAUUAAAAAGUUUUGCACCACAAACAUUGUCAAUAACUACAUCAAAUUCGUGCAUCGAUGAAAAUAGUCCAUGGUUUUACAACAAUAUAACUAGACAAAGUGUUGAAUUGGCUUUAAAAGUUCGUUCUGUUGGCAGUUUUAUUCUCCGAAAUAGUUCGUCAUCCCCCAAUUCGAUGGUAUUAUCUGUUCGAGUACCAAAGUAUAUCAAAAAAUCUUUAGUUGUUCAUUAUCUGAUUGAUUAUGAUAGAGAUGGAUGCAAGUUACGAGGGACAAAAAAGUUAUUCACAACAUUAUCUGCAUUAAUUGUACAUCAUUCAAUUGUAACAGAAAAUCUUCCUGUAGCACUUGAUUUACGGCAAUAUUAUCCCGAAUCCAGUCAAUCGAAAGAAUAUUCCGAUUAUCUUACGUGA
Didymodactylos carnosus is the source of this 597-nucleotide messenger RNA. Lineage: Eukaryota; Metazoa; Rotifera; Eurotatoria; Philodinida; Philodinidae. The record is from the annotation of a GenBank genome assembly.